Molecule: messenger RNA, 963 nt
Organism: Homalodisca vitripennis (glassy-winged sharpshooter)
Lineage: Eukaryota; Metazoa; Arthropoda; Insecta; Hemiptera; Cicadellidae
Exons: 1
Coding region: 1-963 (320 amino acids)
Source: RefSeq, a predicted model, not a curated record
AUGAAGGUGGACCAAACCCCGGUCGCCACCAUCGCCAGAUUGGAAGCCGAGACUGAGGCCGUCCUUCGGAGUGUACUGGCGCCUUGGCAGAAGCUGCACGCCUUGCGGACCUUCAUCAUUCCGCAGUUAGAGUUCAACUUGAAGACCGCGCGGAUCCGCAAGACUGCACUUAGGAGCCUGGACAGUAAGAUCAAGUGUGGGGUGAAGAAGAUCUUCAACGUUCCUUCCCGCGCCAGUGCCGAGUUGGUCUAUCUUCCACCUUCUUGCGGCGGGGCUGGACUCGUCCCGCUGGCCGACCUCUCGGACCUGGCCGCCAUCAACCACGCGUUCAGGCUCCUCACCUCACCGGAUGCCAGGGUGGCCUCGCUUGCCUUGGAGGGAUUGGCGGCCUCUGCGGGCCAGAGGAGUGCUGCCCGCGCUGGAAUGGAGUUCCUUGUGGGAUACCUCAACGGCGACUUCCCCGGGAACUCCAAUGUUGCCACCACUUUUUCUGCCGCGCGGGCGGCUCUGAAUAGGCUGAAGAAGCGCUUGCCUGACCUGCGCUGGGGCUGGUGUGCCGGCAGGGCAACAUUCCAAAUCACUAUCCCUGGGGAUAGGGCUCUCAGGAUCGUCGACAGGGGCUCCCGUCACGCGCUGUCGGCCAGUCUGCGCUCCUCGCUGCAGCAACACUUCAGGGCCACCCUUUCCGCGAAACCCGACCAGGGAAGGGUGGCCAGGGUCACCACCACCUGCGCCACUGCCAACCACAUGCUGCACGAGGGACGCUACACACGCUUUGCGGACUGGCGGUUUGUUCACCGGGCCAGGUUGAAUGUCCUCCCUCUCAACGGCUGCCGGCGCUGGGGAGUCAACGAUCGGCGUUGUAGGCGGUGUGGUCAACACGACGAGACCACCGCCCACGGGCCAUCGAGGCUGCGCGGGAGAGGAAGCUGGACACCUAUGGACCACUCGCCCGGAUGCUGA